Messenger RNA from Fusarium sp. VM40, 705 nucleotides. The record is from the annotation of a GenBank genome assembly. Lineage: Eukaryota; Fungi; Ascomycota; Sordariomycetes; Hypocreales; Nectriaceae.
AUGCACGCCACCACUCUCAUCCAUUUCUUUCUGGCUCUUGCAGCCACUGCCAAACCUAUCAUCCCGGACAGGCCCACAGACGUAGUCGUUCACGAGACUAGAGACGUCAAUGCUCUGGGGCUAGUCACUCGCACUGAUCUUGAGGAUGGAGACUCGUCUAAGUGUCCCAAGGCCAUCUUGAUCUAUGCCCGUGGCAGUACUGAACCUGGAAAUAUUGGCAUAACUGUAGGACCGGUUCUUGUUGCAGCCAUGCAACUUGCUAUUCCAGACAUCUGGAUCCAAGGUGUUGGUGGCCCAUAUACGGCUGACCUCCUGGCAAACUUCCUUCCCGAGGGGACUAAUGCUGCAUCGAUCAACGAAGCAAAGAGGCUCUUCCAAAUGAGCCACGCCAAGUGCCCUGAUACCCCGGUUGUCACUGCUGGAUACAGUCAGGGUGCGGUUGUCGUUGGCUAUGCCUUAUCUAAACUGGAUGGCGCCACUCAGAAGCAAGUUGUCGGCACUGCACUCUUUGGCUAUACCAAAAAUAAGCAGUUGGGAGGCCGUAUCCCAAACUUCCCUAUCGAUCGAACCAGAGUAUUUUGCUUACCUACUGACAUUGUCUGCGAUGGCGCCUUGUUUGUUCUUCCAGCCCAUUUUCUCUACGGUGUGGAUGCUGCCAUCCCAGCUCCUCAGUUCCUUCUUGGGCAAAUCCAGAAGCUUGGAUGA